AUGCUAACCAUGUUCGUUCCUACGGUAAGAGACACAUAUAAAGCAAAUAUUCAUAUUGUAGGAUAUUUUGAGACGUCGACAGGUAUAGAGGUCCCGUUAGCGUCUGACGGUCAGACGAGUCUUGGGAAGUUGGGGCCAGGUCACGUAUUCGAAUUAUACAUAUCGAUACAAAAGAAGAAUACAAACGCAGUGAUCGAAUGUAUGAUAAAUGUGGCAGGAAUAUUUGGUGUUUGGAAUAAAAUGCUACAUAUCCAUUACAACCGAGAAAAUUUUAGAAAGUUGCUUGAUCUUAUAGCAAGAAAGUGGGCAGAAUUAAAGCUGAAUCAUGAAUUACACGUAUUACAAAGAAUCGCUGCACAAGGGAUAAUUUUGACCAUUUGUAUGAUAAUUUACCUGACAAUACCGCUAAUCUUUCCUGUUUUGGAUAUCGUUUUACCGCUGAACGAAACACGAGCACGCCUACAAAUAUUUAAAAUAAAUUACUUAAUCAUCGACAAUGAUGAAUAUUUUUAUGUCGAGUAUUUACAUUUAACUUGUGGCACAAUUGUUCUUCUGUUGACUAUAUUUGGGGUCGAUUCAUUGUACAUCAUGAUUAUUCAUCAUAGUAGCGGUCUAUUUGAUUUAACUGGACAUCAAAUCAAGAAAGCAAUGGAUACUAACUUAACUGUACAAAAAUCCUUUUCGGAUAAAUAUGUGUACGAGCAAGUUAAACGAUCUGCAAUUACGUACAAUGAAGCCAUUCAAUUUUACGAUAUCCUAAGAGAAAUCAGUGAAAGUUUAUACAUUAUCCAGAUUAGCCUAAGUAUGGUGGGCACUAGCGUGUCAGCUUUUCAAACAGUCAUAAACAUGGAUCAACCACAAGAAAUGAUUAAAUGUAUUUUAAUCUUUAUAUCUGAACAAUUGCAUUUACUUUUUAUCAGUUUAGUGGGUCAGAUACUCUUAAAUCACUCAUCGGAGCUAGAGAAGCAAAUAUACGACUCAGAGUGGUAUCGAUGUUCAAAGAAAACUCAACGCAUGAUUCACAUAAUGCAAAUAAGGUCUAGUAAACCGUGUAUACUCACGGCUGGUGGAAUAUACAAAGUAAACCUUGAAAGUUUCAGAUCCACUUUUAAAACGUGCAUGUCAUAUUGCACGAUGUUAUUGUCGGUGGAGCAAUAA
This is a messenger RNA of Eufriesea mexicana, 1158 nucleotides long. Its product is annotated as odorant receptor 67b-like. Gene Ontology annotation, cellular component: plasma membrane. NCBI's taxonomy places the organism in Eukaryota, Metazoa, Arthropoda, Insecta, Hymenoptera, Apidae. The coding region runs from base 1 to 1158 and encodes 385 amino acids. The record is from RefSeq and is a predicted model, not a curated record. Gene Ontology annotation, molecular function: odorant binding; olfactory receptor activity. Gene Ontology annotation, biological process: sensory perception of smell; detection of chemical stimulus involved in sensory perception of smell. The transcript has 9 exons.